UCUACAUGCGUAUGCUCACCAUUCCAGUUAGGCACAAUGAACGACUUCGUUCAAGCACAUCCAGGCCCUCUUGAUGUCAUUUACGAAGCAGCUGACACAGUUCUUCGAAACGCAGAGGGUCUAUUGGGGGCCGACAAACUUGCAGACUUUUUCGCAACCGUUCGAUGGAACGAGCCCUUCAUCCUCGCCUUGGUCUUGGGGCAGAUAUUCCUAUUCAUGCUAACUUAUGCCACGCGCAGAUUCGAGAUUGCACAGUUUUGUAUUCUCAUGGUAAUUACUAUGAUCACGCUCGCUGCGGAACGCUUGAAUAUGUACGGAAAAAGGCAUUGGAGUCAGUUCGCGUCGCAAAACUACUUCGACGGUCCCGGGUUGUUUAUGAUGAUCUUCGUUUCGGGGCCGUUUGUUGUUCUUGCUAACGUCAUUGUAAUUGGAAUGGGCCUAAAGCUUGUCCACUUGUACAGUAGACGUGUUCGAAUCCAGCAUCAGCAAAGGGAAGAAGAAGAAGAAGCGACAGUUGCUGCAGAACACAAGAAGAACACGUGAAUCCUGGAGUUUUAACAGCUCUUUCCGCGCCGUACUUGCUGUGUCUGCAGUCAUCCGCGUUUGAGCCGCCGGCUAACCUUUCAAUUUGAAGCGCGCACUUUUGUUUCUUGAUUAACUGAAAUAGAAUGCAAUUGUUCUUUUCCGCGAGGAUCGGAGGCGUUAAGAGAUACUACGUGUCCUGCGCUACAAGUCCGUUGGUGUAACCUGGACCAUUCCUACAGAUGUGCAUCAGAGAUGCAGAGGUGUAUAAUUAUGCGUACCAGUAUCAAUUUUCGUGGCAUGGAAUCAUGCCUAACCUCACAAUAUCGGGGUCCUUGGCUUCAGUUUCUCGAAGUUGAGAGGUAGUGCUCGUGUAAGGAGGGAAAAGCUUUUUCUUUCAUCUUUCUGCGAUGAAGUAUUCUAGUGUUGUGAAGGUUUGCCAACUCGUAACCUCUUAUAGCUUGUGGCACCCAGAUAUUGUUCUGCGUCUUGAAGCAGAUCAGACACUUCAAAAGUGUAAAAUGACACCUGAGAAUCUGUAAUG
Messenger RNA from Chondrus crispus (carragheen), 1066 nucleotides. RefSeq lists its product as hypothetical. The transcript is spliced from 4 exons. The coding region runs from base 37 to 543 and encodes 168 amino acids. The record is from RefSeq and is a predicted model, not a curated record. Lineage: Eukaryota; Rhodophyta; Florideophyceae; Gigartinales; Gigartinaceae.